Orussus abietinus is the source of this 5261-nucleotide messenger RNA. RefSeq names its product protein zyg-11 homolog B. The coding region runs from base 765 to 3206 and encodes 813 amino acids. Lineage: Eukaryota; Metazoa; Arthropoda; Insecta; Hymenoptera; Orussidae. The transcript is spliced from 13 exons. Gene Ontology annotation, cellular component: Cul2-RING ubiquitin ligase complex. The record is from RefSeq and is a predicted model, not a curated record.
CUCGUUUACGUAUCGUUCUUUGUGAAAGUGUGUCGUGUAACUUAUAAGAAAACGAGGAAGAAAUCCGUGCUAAAUGUGGAGCGGUUUCACCGCGUUGCCGCUAGGUGACCGGAUUCCACGACAAUUGUGAAAAGUGCUUCCGGGGGCACUCUAUGCCACUCUCUGUGCAAAGUGAACAUAGCCCAAUAAAGCCAGAUAAACCAUUCACGGAGAAUCGGAGAGCGAUCGUGAGUAGUCGUAUUGCGAGUGUUCCAAUUUCUGCCGCAAUUUGACAGUUUGUUGGCAGCCGAACACGUCGACCAUUUUAGAAGCAAGUGCGCGCAACUGUUUACCAUUGUUUUAUGACCUGCCAUCUGUCAAAGUUGUUCUUUUGUUAUCGGCGUGGCAGCAGACUGGAAACCUCGAGGCCCUUUCAUGGCCUGACAGAAACGUCAAGAAGUCCAGCAGUGACCGAGUCGACGUCGAGGCAUCCUCGGCCAUUUCGCGUGCACGAGGCUCUGCGUGGGAAUUGGACGAUUGUAGACAAUGUUUUAGACCGAUGAACAGAUAAUUGCAGGACCCCUGUUUAUGACCUAGUCUUCCACAUUGAAUUCGGAGUCGUGGAGGAAAAAAUAUUGGUUGAAAUUAUUCGAUUAGCUUUCUGCAAAGGUUUACGUUGGAUUCAAGUAUUACCCGUCUACUUGAUUACUAGAGUUAAUGAUUUCUCGGCCCUAGAUUAGGAUAAAAUAUUCAGGAUCCUUCCAUGGCAAUUGAAACCUCGCUUGAUGACAAAUAUUUGCUACUAUGACAUAAAGAAGACGAUGUGCUCUGAGGGAGAAAGGAAAGAAAGAGAAAAUAACAUUAAACAAGAUUGCAACAUGUUUGAGUCACCGAGAAGUCUCCAGGAAGUCUGUGUUGACUUCAUAUGCGAUAAUGUGCUCGCACUAUGCGAAGUACAGCCUGGCGAUUCUGGUGGACCUGUGUCUGGACCUUUAUCGGUUACUACACUUGAUGAUCAACUAAGUUGUAAUGGGAGUGACAGUAGCGCAAUGAUCACGACAGGGUCGGCGACAAUUAAUUCCACUAAUUCAAAUAGCACCUCAGGAUCAGCCACUCGGUUGUGUUUCAAGAAUUCAGAUGCGUUCUUACCAGCUGAAAUAUCUGAACAAUUAUUGUACAGUUUGUGCGAAAGAAAAGCUCUAUCCGACUUGACAAUUACCCUCUUUGAUUCAAAAACUACGAGACUGAGGCAUGUGAGGCUAAAAGAUGCAUCCACACUUUCCGCAAAGGGCUUGAAGGUUCUACGCCAGCACAAGGUUGUAGACUUGGAAGUAAAUGGACUGAAAAUUACAGUAAACGAUCUGAUAGGUUGCUUAGGAGAUUGGAGUCUACAAAACCUUAGAUCAUUGAGUGUCGCCAAAGGCAGCUUCGUCGAUUGUUCAAGGUACUGCGUAGUUGUGGCCUUGAGCAAGUUAAGAGCGCUGCAAACUCUAAAUGUCUCAGGGACCGAAUUCAAUCGUCAUGGGCUUGAAAUAGUUGUCGAGGAUCUGCCACUUUUGGAGAAUCUGGAUAUUUCUUGUACCCGUGUCGACGACAUAACUCCUCUAAAAAAGUGCAAAGACCGUCUCAAGACUUUGACGAUGUUCAACCUGAAGAUUGCUUGCGCCAACUCGAUGUCGGUUCUCCUCGAACUCAACGAACUCAGAAUCUUGGAUAUCUCCGACGAGAGAGACUCUUAUGCAUUCGAAAUGUUUGCACCAGUCCGAUCAAAGAUAACAGAUCUUCUGAAGGCCGCCCACUGCAUGCCUCAUUUAUUCAGCUUGGAUAUAUCUGGUAAAGAUGAAAUAGACGCGCAGGACCUGAAGAAGUUCCUCAAGGCACAUCGUCAGUUGACAUUUCUGGGACUGGUCCAUUCCGAUGCCUGCUACGAAGACAGCCUCACCAAUCCAUUGAACGCGGAUUUCAGACCCGACUUGAUGGUAAGCGGUACCGCGACGGAAGCGCAAAUUCUGGAAGCACUGAGGAGAUAUUGGAAUCGACCGAUAUACGUUCAGAAGUGCUUGUACAACCUAUUUCGCCUGACGGCUAACUUCAACGAGGCGAGGGUGGACGUAAUAAAAUUAGUAAUUCCGGGCAUGAAAGCCCAUCCUCUGGAGUUUCGCGUGCAGAUGGCUGCUACCGCUUGCCUGUACAACCUCACGAAGGGUGAACUCGCCACCAAGAUUCAUCCCUCGGUGCUGAAACAAAUCGUCGAUUUAACGCUGACCGCGAUGGAGUCCUACCCGAAUCACUAUCAGCUCCAGAAGAACACCCUGCUGACUCUGUGCAGCGACAGGAUUCUCCAGGACGUUGCCUUCGACAAGUACAGGUGUGCCAGGCUAGUAAUGAACUGUUUAUCCGCCUUCGACGACGUGUCGAUGAACCGCAUGUCGGUGGCGAUCUGCUCGAUACUGGCGGCCAAAAUAUCCACCGUCGAGACCUCUUUACUGGGGGCACAGCCGCACUACAUGUCCAAGUUGCUCACCAUGGUCAGGUCGAAGCUCCAAUCCAAGUCCGUCGACAUGACGAUGAAGUUCACGCUGAGCGCUCUCUGGAAUUUGACCGACGAGAGCGCGACGACCUGCAAAGUAUUCCUCGAGGAGGGCGGCAUGGAGCUCUUCCUCGAGGUUCUGGAAAUCUUCCGGGGAGAAUCCAGCGUGGAGACCAAAGUUCUUGGCUUGCUGAAUAAUAUUGCCGAGGUCGGCCACUUGAGACAGCGACUUAUGCAGCCGAGGUUCAUAAUGAUGCUCUCGUUGCUCUUGGCCUCGGAGCACAUCGACGUGUCUUACUUCGCGGCUGGAAUCACCGCUCACCUCCUGAGCGACGGACCUCGCGCCUGGACCAUGGCGUUCUCUUUGCCGACCAGGCUGGAGAUGCUGGACUUGCUCGCGCACGCCGUCUCCGUCUGGCAAACUCCACAAGUGGAGAUGGUGGCUUACCGCAGCUUCCAGCCCUUCUUUCCUCUGUUGAACUGCAAGGACGCUUACCCGGUGCAGCUCUGGGCGGUGUGGGCCAUACAUCACGUGUGCUCGAAAAAUCCGAAGCGGUAUUGCGGCAUGCUGGCGCGCGAAGGCGGCGUCCAGAUUCUGGAGGCGGUGGCGAAGGAGCAGGUCGAGACGAAGGCGCAGCCGAACGUGAGGUCCCUCUGCCAAUCGAUCCUGGAGACCCUGGCUUCUCACCCGUGCUAACGCUCAAUCCUGGAGACCCUCUUGAAGAAAGUACCGACCUUCGAUAUAUGCUAGUCAAUUUUCUAUCGCGACCUGCGAGCUCCUCCUCGGGGUCUACCGGCGGGCCCGCCUCGAAGAGAGCCGAGGUCGCGGCCCCCUCCCGCGAGGCAGACGAGAGAUAUAUUCUGCCAGGAGGUUCUUCGGCUCUUUGGGAAGUCGGUGCUGGCGGGCCUCGAUUUCUCGUUAAACGCAUCCGUAGCCGCAACCUCGGCGCGGUCUCGCCGCGAGAAGUACGCGACCCCGGGACCCCGAGACCGGGCGAUGCGCAGUCUUGGCAUUAGAUAGAACAUAAUUAUUGUUGACCUAGGAUGUAUACCUCGAAUUAUCGCGUGCCGACUACUUCAUGCUUCCCGUCGAGACGAGCCAGCGAAUCCCGUGGCGAUUGGAAUCCAAGGGAUGUCUAGGAUUCGUUUGGGAUUAGGUCGCAGAAUACAAUAGAUCCGCUUCGUCGUGGGUCGCGUUGCUCCAACGCCCGGAAGGGUUCAUCCUAGUUUACAGAAUGGACACGUUAGCGAGCAGGAUUUCAAGAAAGCCAUAUUUUAUUAUACAUGUUAGGAUUAAGUGGCUGCGCAGGAAAAUUAACCGAGGUUAGGAGUCAAGGGAAUGGGCACUAGGAAAUUCCGCUCCGACGAGCCCGGAGAGAUGACUUCCCGGGAACGGAUCGAGUCUCCCGGGGAGGAAAUAUCGCUCGUCCGGAAAUUACUCGUUAUAUUCUCCGAGUUUUAGAAUCGUUCGAUCGAUAGAUAGAGGGGCGAUUUUGCUGCGCAACCCUUCGUUGGGGCUGUUGCAUGAUCCUUGAUGUAGCUCUUUUGAGUAGGAUAAUCCAUAAAGAGAUGGGAGCCAUUGCCGGAAUCUCGUAUCGAACUACCCGUUCGACAGGAAUGAAUUAAAGAGGAUUUAGUCGAGUUCUUCGAUGCCACUUGUUGUGCGAAAAUUCUCUCAAGAUGUUGCAUCGCGUCGACCGAGUGCGUGGACGGACGAGAUCGAAUAACGAUUGUUUUUAAAUAAGGGUGGUUGCAGUUUCGUAUAAUUCUAUCGUAUUCUUUUCCCGAAUGCGAGAGACGCUUAAUAGUUAUUUCCAAACUCGUCGGUACGUAAAAACCGAUAGUUCCGACGAAGUAGUUUUACCGUCGCGUUGACAAGAUAGCAAGAUUACUUUUGUGCAACAACCUCAUACUUGAUCUUAUACGAGAUACGAUAUUUAGAUCCACUUAGAUUUUUUUUUUUUUCUAGUAAUAGAAAUCUUAAGGUUUUGUAAAGAUUCGUUGGUUGUGGAAGCCUUUAGUUGUCACUCUCGUUAAGCUUAAAAGAUCCUCAAUUUACGGCGUAACUGAACCGAGGGAAAGGUUUACAGGGUCCAAUGAGUCGGCGAUCGAAAGCCAUUAGAUGAUAUUUUUCCCGCUUCAGCUUGAUCUGUCUCGAUCGGACGAUUUGUUCGGCUCGAUAGGCGCGUUUCCUCGCAACGGACCUGCUAUCCUUCGAACUAGGCAUUAAAAUAAAAGGAAACGAUGAGAGAUUUUAAUGCGACCGUGAUCCGUGACUCGAACCCUUGUAUUCUGCCUACCGAUAUGAUACGGGAAUCCAAAGUGUAAGUCUCGUGGAAGCUAUUGUCGGAAGAGAGGCAUCGGAAAGGUGGACUUUAACGGAGAAAAUGAUAGGCGACGAUAAGUAUAUCGAGCUGUUGCUAUCUAGACUUAAUCAUCCUUAGAAUGUGUACCUGAACAGACCUUUUAUCCGCUUUAAUUUCACAUUUAACGUUAAUUCGGCUUCCGAUCGAUCUAAUCGCAUUUACGGGCUUUGUUGUAAUAGGUCCGUUUGAUUCGACGCCGAGGAAUGCCUUGGGUCGAUACUUUGAUCGAUAGAAAUGACAAAAAUAACGGUGUGAAUGAACUCAGUGGCUUUGAGCUUAGAAUUAUGAUAAAGCUAAUAUAAUGAUAAUUUAGCAACAAGUAAGAUUAAAUUGUAAAGCUAUAAUGGCAUUAUAGCGAAGCAACCGAAUAGAUUUUCUUGAUUGAA